Morus notabilis is the source of this 1364-nucleotide messenger RNA. RefSeq names its product tetraspanin-18. NCBI's taxonomy places the organism in Eukaryota, Viridiplantae, Streptophyta, Magnoliopsida, Rosales, Moraceae. The coding region runs from base 174 to 1058 and encodes 294 amino acids. The transcript is spliced from 6 exons. The record is from RefSeq and is a predicted model, not a curated record.
UCAAACUGCAUCCGGACAACAGCAUAUUCCCUUCUGAAAGCGAACACCAGACAGAGCACAAACACACAACAAAAAUAAUUAACAAAAUAAAAUUCUCCGAUCGAUCGAAUCGUCGGCUUCCGUUCUUGUUCUAGGGUUUCCAAUUGCAGGUUUUCUCAGAGCCCAAAAAAAAAAUGCAACGCCAUUGUUGCCACAUAUCGCUAGCUUUUUUUCUCAAGUUCCUCAUUUUCCUUCAAGCUUUCGUUGGCGUCUCCAUCAUUCUCUACUCCAUAUGGAUGCUCGAUCAGUGGCACGAUCGCAUUCCAAUUUCCCCGCCGGUACCGCCCGUCGCUCCUUCACCGGAUUCUUCUCCUCCUUCGUCGCUCUUAACGACCGGUGGGGUUUCCGACGAGAUUCUUCCGUCGAAUGUCGCCGCCGAUUUUGUUUCCAGCUUCGAUGACGGUUUCGAGCUUUACUUGCGUGCCUUGAACCUUCCAGCUCCUUGGUUUAUCUACUCUUUCAUGGGAGUGGGGAUUUUAAUGUGCUGCAUCACUUUCAUAGGUUGCAUUGCAGCUGAGGCAAUUAAUGGCUGUUGUCUAUGUUUUUACACUCUCCUCAAAACCGUAGUCAUUCUUCUUGAAGCGGCUUUGGUGGCAUUCAUUGCAAUUGAUCAUCAUUGGGAAAAGGAUCUUCCAUUUGACCCAACCGGUCAACUUCAGAAUCUUCGGUUGUUCAUUGAAGAUAAUAUUGACAUUUGCAAGUGGGUUGGCAUCGUUGUGGUUUCGAUACAGGCAUUGUCUCUGCUACUAGCUAUAAUUCUGCGGGCCAUGGUCUCUACUGUUUCUAGUCAAAGGGUUGACGAUGAUCUCGAAGAUGAUUACAAUGGUAGGGGUAGAACUUGGGAGCCACUGCUAAAUCCACAGUCAAGCCAAGGAUCUGGAUCAACCAGGGGUGAUGGGAGAGGGAAUCACUCUGACAUCUGGAGCUCACGUAUAAGAGAUAAGUAUGGAUUGAACGCCGGCAACAAUUAUAAUUCUUUGAAUCAGAAUGCAUCGAGGAGUCCGAAAUCCAGGCAGUGAUAAAAGUGGAAGGUUUGCAUCUCACUGCAGGGAAAAAUGUGCUGCAGAGGUUAUAUUUUCUACUUCUCAUUUACAAUUGAGAGAGUACAUAUGUAUCAUUCUUAGCUAGUUUUUUAACUCGUUAUUUUUUCGGAGCUCUUGCGUUUGUGAAGUCAUAAUGUGUAUAGACAUAAAAAUGUGUUAUUUGCCAAUGUAUGGAAAUGGAAGUUCUGUACCAUUAAGAUAAGAUGUAAUGAGUAAUUAAUUGUUAAAAAAGGAGGUGUUUUGUGAACAUUAUACACAAUCACAGUGAAAAAGGAAGCGACA